AUGACUCCCCCGAAGCCGAGCUUCCAUCCUGCAGUGGCUGCCGGAAACGGAAACUCAAGUGUUCCAGACAGAGACCAGCUUGCUCUAAUUGUGAGCGAUUGGCCAGGCUUGAAAGGUGGUGCUGUCGAGAGUCUCAAUCAGCGAUUAGAAAAGGUCGAGAAAGCAUUGUUCGGCUCGGGCCAUGACCAAGGUACACAAGAAUCCGGAGGCACAAAGCGUGAUCUCUCUGGCAGCAGGACAAGCAACCUCAACUCGACGCCCCUAAAGGUCACCGAACUUUUCAAGAGACGAAAGCAAGCCGAAGCUGAGGAUCAGCCUAAAUGCAGCAAUUGGGACUUUACUCAGCAACGAACUAGUCAAGAUUCAUUAUGUAGGAUCGAUAUUAUUCAGGACCAUUUGGAUAAGCUAAUCGAGGCACAUUUCGACAAUGUCCAGCCAUGGAUACCAAUGGUUAUCAUAAGAGGCUUCCAUGACCGACUUCAUCAAGAGACUGAGCAGCGUAUGACAAUUGUGCUUGAGGCAAUGAUGAUAGCGUCUUUGCGCUAUGUCGAGAUCAAUGGUAACCCACCGGAUAAGACUUUUAUCGAUAAAGAGACGUCGAGGCUACGAAACACUGUGAUAAUAAAUGCGAUGGAGGGCCUCAAGACAGAGAAUCUUCAAGCACUCAUUAUGGUUGCAUUCACCGAGAUUGGAAAUGGCAACUUGGAGAAGGCCUGGCCUGUCAUUGGGUCUUUGACAAGGACUGUUGAAUACAUGGGACUGUCUCUUGAAACUGAAGUGUAUCAACGCAAGAGAGGACUCUUAUCAGAUAGGUCAUCAUUAGCAGAGCCCCGAGAUUGGCUGGAAGAAGAGGAAAGAAGAAGGAUCUUCUGGAAUGUCUUCAUCCUUGAUAGAAUCUCAUCCAUCAUCAAAGGAUGGAGUCCAGGUAUCGAUUCAGUGGACAUUCGCCGAAGACUGCCUAUAUGCGGCGGGGGCUGGUUCCAUAACGAGCCAGCUGUUACACCCUAUUUUGGUAACUGGGAUGAGCCAGCAGCACAGAAUAUUCACGGGACGAGUCCUUACUCUGUUGGAAGUAAUGCUAUUGGUGUCAAUGGACCAGCGAGUACUGGCAACACUCGGGCUAGCGACAAGGCAACUGGAGAUAUAUCUAAGAUUGGCGCCUUGGCCUAUUACAUUCAGUCAAUCGAUUCACUUUGUCAGAUAUCGAAUAGCUUCCUACAACCUUCCGUGGACUUCACCAACAGACAUGGGGUUUCUCUCUGGUUGCCUAAGUUCAAGGAACUCGAUCUCCGUUUAGUACAGUAG
This is a messenger RNA of Fusarium subglutinans, 1305 nucleotides long. RefSeq lists its product as uncharacterized. Gene Ontology annotation, molecular function: DNA binding; zinc ion binding. Gene Ontology annotation, biological process: DNA-templated transcription. Lineage: Eukaryota; Fungi; Ascomycota; Sordariomycetes; Hypocreales; Nectriaceae. The record is from RefSeq and is a predicted model, not a curated record. Gene Ontology annotation, cellular component: nucleus. Bases 1 to 1305 code for a protein of 434 amino acids. The transcript is spliced from 6 exons.